Anoplophora glabripennis (Asian longhorned beetle) is the source of this 1785-nucleotide messenger RNA. Its product is annotated as WD repeat-containing protein 43. The record is from RefSeq and is a predicted model, not a curated record. Gene Ontology annotation, biological process: maturation of SSU-rRNA from tricistronic rRNA transcript (SSU-rRNA, 5.8S rRNA, LSU-rRNA). The transcript has 8 exons. Gene Ontology annotation, molecular function: protein binding. Gene Ontology annotation, cellular component: nucleolus. Lineage: Eukaryota; Metazoa; Arthropoda; Insecta; Coleoptera; Cerambycidae. Bases 62 to 1774 code for a protein of 570 amino acids.
AUAAUUCGAGAUUCGAGAUAAUUGAGGUUAGAACAUGUGUUAGUGGUUAAUAGCGUGCACGAUGGCCUUACAGUUUAGUAAGGAUGGCAAAUAUUUCGCGUACAUUUCAACAGAUGGGAAAUUAAAAAUUUGGGACACGAUUUCUAACAACUUUGAACAAGAAUUUACCCCGGAUUAUCAUCUAACGUCUCCUUGUACUUGUUUACAUUUUUUACCCUCUAAUUCAGACUCAAACACAGGCGCUUCUCCCAAAAAGAAAAAACGGAGGGAAUCAAAUUCAAACUUGUGCCCAAAUAUAGUUCUGGGAUCAACGUCUGGACUUCUACUUGUAUACUCGAUAGCAAAUGCUAACUUAGAGUGUACAAUUAACAGUCAGACAAGUCAGUCAAUAAAUUGUUUGUCCACCAUUGAUAGUAGUAUAGUGUAUUCUGGUGCCGAUCAAGAUGUAUUUAUAUGGAAUUUACAGAAACAAAAACUAUUGAAAAAGUGGAAAGGAGGAAAUGAGAAAAUAUCAUCAGUUUUAGCUAUUCCUGAUAGCAAUCAGAUUUUAACGGCAUCAAAAAAUGUGAAAUUAUGGGAUGUAGAUACAAAAGAGGUACUUCAAGUUUUUACCGGGCACAGUUCGGAUGUUAUUUUCUUACAAUAUAUUAAUCCGAGAGAAUCAGAGGGUGCAUAUUUUAUUAGUGGAUCGAAGGGGGAUAGACUUUUAAGCUGUUGGAGUUUAAGUAGUAAUGGGAGCAGUAAGAAUGCCGUGGCAAGUUUUCUAAUGGAAGACAUCGUCCAAAAUGUUUCUGUGAAUAUUGCGAGAAACGGAUCCACCAAUUUAGCUGCUACCGUCAGAAGUGGUGUUGUACACAUUUAUCGGCAUACACUUAAUGGGAAAUGCAAUAAACCAUUCAAACCUAAAACAACACUUCAGGUUGUUUCAGACACGGGUCAAAGUAACGAGGUGGUAACGCCUAUCAGAAUCAUUGGGGCAAUUUAUAGAGACGACGAAACUUUAUGCUUAGGAUACGGUACUGAAAUACUUCUAACCUUUGAAAACGUGGAAAUAAGUGCCUAUAAGAAAGUCCAAUGCCUUGUGAGGAAAGACCCGAGGACAGUUUCGAUAUCUAAAGAAGAUCAGACGCUAAAAACUCGAACGCCCGUCGUUAACGACAGCGUUCAGUACUUAACUCCACUAACAUCUUCGGUUGCAACGACGAAAAGGAAAAGCGAAGGUACGAUGGAAAUUCCCAUGGAGAAGAGACUGGAAAACCUAACGCUGAACAAAUCGGACCUCGUUAAGGGAGUGCCUAAAGUCGAUAACUUGUCGCAGUUGUUGAUCCAAGGGUUGCACAGUAAAGAUCAAGACAUACUCAGAACCGUUUUAUACAGAAAAGACGACAGCGUGAUUAGAAACACCGUAAAAAGGCUGCCGGUUUCUGCCCUUAUCCCGUUAAUCCAAGAACUGACACAGCUCUUGAAAGGAAAAACUUUAGCAAGUCAGAUCGGUUCUUUGUGGUUGAAGCACGUUCUGCAAGUCCACGGCAGCAUCCUUAUGUCCAAUCCGGAAUUGCAAGAGCUGUUGGCUCCUAUGAUCGGAAGUAUAGAGAAUCGGCUCACGCUCCUCACGCCGCUGCACAGGUUAAAAGGAAGAUUAGGCUUGUUAAUAUCCCAAGUUAGCAGUAGCAGUGAUAGCGCCGUGCAAGGCUUCAAUGAAAACGAAGAGCCCUUGCUGAUAUUCGACGAUAAAGAUUCGAGUGAAUCGGACGAAGAAGAUUUGAAUAAAUAAAUAUGAGAACA